CAAAAGCAUUAACCGCGGAUACGUUACUGCAUAAUUAAUUUUGUUACAUUCCAGAAUCGGCCAGCAAUGUUGAAAUUUCUCGGUCUGAUUGUGAUAGGAGGAAACGAUUCCUUCGUAUUUGACAGCAAAGGAGAAUGGCGUAAUCCGAAAAAAAUACACAAAGAGGGCAUCCUCGAAGCCUUUAUUUUGUUAGCAACGUUCGAAAAAAAGUUGACUAGAAAUAUUUUUUUCAAACUUGCCCAACUUUAAGGUAAUUUUAAAUUAUUUUUUCAAAAAUUAUGUAUCAUGAAAAUGAGUAACGAACAUCAAGAAUAUUUUUUUGGCAAUGUAAAUCUAAAUAUUCAACAAUUUGAAAAUUUGAGUUGUGUUUAUUAGAUAAUUUGUGUUAUAAAAUGGGACCUAGCUUUGCAUGAGGAAUUCGAUCUAAUGAUAUUCAAAAUACCUGACAUAAUUUAAUCAGCUAAAAUAAAUUCGCGGAAACCGGAGAAAACCGGAAACCGUAAUCAUGCAUAAUCCCUGUGGCAGACAGUAUACAUGCCGGACGUCGAUGCCAGAUAAGAACUAAUCUAUAUACACAUCUAUUGGAUGUCGUCACGAUUAUAAGCACGUAUUUGUGCAAGAAACAAGAGUGAUGAAUGCAAAAUUAAUAUUUGCAAAGUUUUGCACAUCUCGUAGCCGAGUACAUUAACAGGAUUUAUCGAUAACUUGGUUUGAUUCAACAUAACAUAACGUCACAAAAAGUUGCUCUCGUCACACAUUUUCAACCUACCAUGCACAAUUUCAUGGUAACGGAACACCCAGGUGGUACAAAAAUUUUCACCAAUUAUCAAAAAUGUAGUACUACUUUUUUGAAAGAGUGUUAAUUUUUUUAAAAGUUACACAACUAAAUUAACUUUGUACUGUAUUUGAGGAUAGUGUUAUCUAUGUAUGCAUUACUACUAAUUCGUGCAUGGAAAAUCAUAGAUAGACUACCGACCGAUGUAUGACAUAGGUCAUCUUCACUCCAAAAGUAUGCUUAAUCCGAGAAGUAAGAAUACGUCAGAAGGGGUAACGCAUAAAGGAUGUCAUCCAAUUAACCAUGUGACCUCAUAUCUUUUCAACCCAAUAAAAUAUUAUACUCGCUUUCUUCCUGAUCUGAACAAAGUUCUUGGAAAAUAAAUCUAAUUCUUUAUGCAUGUUUCAUCUUGAACUUAUGUAAAUCUUAAUCAAUUUAAUUUUGGGCAAAUCAAAGACAUAAUCCAGAUUUCGCAAUAUUCCUAUACUUCUUCUCCGCAUUUGGGAUGAUCUUGAGCAUUCACUUACAUGCAUACUACACUCUUCACCUUGAAUAAUCAUAUGCACAAAAAUUACACCGUAUUUACAUAAAUAGUGUCUAAGUUUCUGAAUAAAUCAUUUCGAAAUGAAUAAUAAAAUAUUACUUGUGCUAUUUCUCAUCGCCGGAGCUUCACUUUCAGUCACAUCGCACUCUAACCGACCUUAACCCCACUUUUGAGUUGAGUUUCUGUUCGCUUGCCCCAGAGCUCGCUUAUCAGGAGGUAAGCGAAAAACGAAGCGAAAUUUUAAGCGACGAUUUUUUCGUGUCUGAGAUUGGCGACCGAGCGGGCAAGUCAUCCGACUCUGUGGAACUACUACGGCGGGCGGAGUCUGUAAAAAUGCCUGUGGUUCGGGCGAGGUCGUAAUUUCUUCGCCGUACUGCGGAUACUGGUUGACCUGUUGUGGAACCGCGCCCACCACAACGACGGCGCGAACUACAAGCUCCACUCCGACGACGACGGAUGAGAGUGGCAUUAUAGUUUAAAAAAUUGAACUUUGCUUGAUUUUAGGGUUCGAUUAAAAUAACAAAAUUUGUGAGUUUCGACAAUUUUUAAUCUUUACGUACUGAAUAAAUCUGCCUUAAUUAAGCUAAAUUUUGAGAUAUUAACCAUUUAAAGAGGACAAGUAAAAAUCACGAUGUCCAUAAUUCGUGUCACCAGGCGACAGUAGAAUUACCUUAAUUCGCGAGGGAACAUUAUCUCUAAGGGAUCAUUAUUCUUAACCAAAAAUGCCUGUCAAAUAUCUUAAUUCGUGACAACUUUCUCGCAAAAUUUGUUGACUUUAAUCAAAAUAUUACAGCGAAUUUCAACAUACAAGACAAAAAAUUUGGCGACAAAAAUGACCAAAAAAAAGAACAUAGGAACAAAUUACCCAUCAUAAAGUAUAACAAAAUCAAUAAUCUUGAAUGGUGUGAUAAUUAUUGUCGAAAGUGGUGGGACAAAGUGCAACGCCACAAGUUUCACAAUGAAAUGCAGUAUAUGACUUGACGCCGUGCUUGGUACACACAUGACACCUUCUCGAACCAAUAUGGAAAAUGGAAAAUAUGGUAGCCGUUAAAACGGUCGAUUAUUAAGGGGUGAAACCCCUUUAUCAGAUUGAUAUGUCCGUCCGCGCGAUAACUUAAGAACGUUUUAACAUAUUGAUUUGAAAUUUGGAACAUAAAUACCUUGUGUAAAAAGAAAGGUCAAGUUCGAAUAUGGGAAAUGUAGAUCACACCCUUCAAGGUCAAAAGGUCAACAAGACGGUAGACCUGAUACGUAUGUCAAUUUUAACUGAUGUUCUACCCCGAAUUCAAUGGAAAAAUGUGAAUUUAAAUUGAAAAAAUCAAUUUAAAUUGAGUUUACAAUUUAACAAUUUAACCCGAUUAGCCGACCCGAUUCGGAAAAUCUUGCCCACCUUGGAAGAUUGGGAGACCGGGUUUAUUUACUGUUUCUAGGUUGACUUUACUCAAAUUCAUGCGAAGCAUUAGAGAAGUUUGGGUCGAAGCUGAUAUGCAUUUGGUUUAGGUUUGGCUUCAACAUUUUUCGAAGCCAACCCAAAACAGAUUGUCUUGGACAAAACAGAUUUGGUCACAAGCUGAAUUGACAUCAGCUUAGCCAGCCCGCAAAAUUUAAACUUUGUUGACAUAAGAAAUCUGGACUUGUAUCUCGCUUUUUGGUGACAUUACAUUACUUAAAUUAUGGAAAUACUUAUAAGAAGCCGAAGUAUUUUUGAAUACAGCUACGUUAAAUUACUUCUUCUGUACUAUCAGAAAAAAAAGAAAACUGUAAAGCAGUUGCGAUUUUCGUGGUUAUUAACUCCAGACGCAAAGUACAAACUCUGGUUUCGUUUUGAAAAACACGAUUUUCCGCGUUUGAUUCAAGCCCUGGGCCUUCCUUCUUGCUUCAAAUGCCUUAAUGGAUUGCGAGUUAGCACAGACGAAGCACUUCAUAUUCUUCUCCGAAGACUGGCAUAUCCUAAUCGCUUAUCGGAUUUGGAAGACAUUUUUCGGCGCCCGCCCUCAGAGCUAUCUGCAAUUAUAAAUAGUAUGCUGAACAUGCUGUAUGACAAGUUUCAACACUUACUGACAAACAUCGACCACCCAUGGAUUGAUCUUGACGGUUUCAGCUUAGCAAUUCAUCAACAAGGCGCACCAUUAAUGAAUUGUGUUGGUUUUGUUGAUGGAACUUUACGACCUAUGUGCCGCCCAGGACGAGAUCAACGUGAGCUGUAUAGUGGUCACAAAAGAAUACACGGAAUUAAGUUUCAAUCCGUCGUCUUCCCUAAUGGAAUUAUCGGCAACCUCAGAGGACCCUAUCCUGGUCGUCGUCACGACUGCUACAUGCUCAGCGACACAGGGCUUCUGCCACAACUAGAACGCAUGAUGCCACAAUACUGCCUAUAUGGUGACCCAGCGUACCCUCUACGAUCAACUUUGAUCAGUCCUUACAAAGGAGCUCAUUUAUGCCCUGGGCAGCAAUCCUUCAACACCGCUAUGAGUACCGUUCGGCAAUGUGUUGAAUGGGAAUUCGGGAAAACAAUUUCGCUUUUUGCAUUUUUGGAUUACCGUAAAAAUAUGAAACUAUAUCUACAACCUGUUGGAAAAUUGUAUCUUGUCGGUGUGCUGCUUAAGAAUUGUCACGCAUGUAUAUAUGGAUCACAGACAUCACAAUAUUUUCAAUUACAGCCGCCAAGUUUAGAGACAUAUUUAUACGUACAAGUUUAGAUGUGUAAUAAAGCUCAUUAAUACAAAA
Messenger RNA from Folsomia candida, 4046 nucleotides. Its product is annotated as protein ALP1-like. Bases 2993 to 4018 code for a protein of 341 amino acids. Lineage: Eukaryota; Metazoa; Arthropoda; Collembola; Entomobryomorpha; Isotomidae. The transcript has 6 exons. The record is from RefSeq and is a predicted model, not a curated record.